Molecule: messenger RNA, 2479 nt
Organism: Hymenoscyphus albidus
Lineage: Eukaryota; Fungi; Ascomycota; Leotiomycetes; Helotiales; Helotiaceae
Source: the annotation of a GenBank genome assembly
AAAGGCCAGUAAAUAGAAAAGGGGGCCUGGCUUUCAUGAUGAACACACUCACGUCCUGGUGCCAGAAACAACGGAAGAGAUUCGAAACCAGGCGACGAUAACGAUAACGAGGAAUACCAGGUCAGAAACGAGCGAAGAAGAGGCGGUUUCUCGGAUCAACGGAAUCGAAGGGCAUUUGCCGGAAGGUCUACGCAUUCUACGUACUUUGCAACGGCGUAUGUUCACUUAUUACAACACACCUUCUGCAUCUGGGAUCGGUUUAGAGGAGAGUACAUCUCAAGUACAAGACACAAUCCGGUUACCUCACUUGAGACAAGAUACAUCAUCGACAGUACCUCCUCCGGAUAAACAUUCACACGGCAUUCUUCAACGAUACGACAUCAACACGUGGUCGGAUAAGCAAAGCAAAUAGACUUUCGAUAUACCGGCACGCUGCAGAAAAACCAACGCAAAUAAAUGCCGAUUUCUGACCCGACUUUGAGCCGUGUGAGUUGAAAGGGAUUUUUAUUACGGUACUGUAUUCGGGACUGUAUUCACGUGGAGAAAUAAGUGGAAGGAAUAAAGACACAGGCAAAAGGUAGAGAAGAAAAGUAAGUCUUAUAAACCCCACUUGUGGGGAAUUGACUACUACUGUACAGUACUUCAUUCUGACAACCGAAUCUAGGAAGCACCCAAGAGACACUUCACAUCACUACACAAUUCACAUUCAAAUUGACCCGAAAUAUAUAGCAAACAUCCUUCAAAAAUGGACGAGAAUGUAAAAAUCGUCAUUGCUGGUGCCGGUACGAAACCUUCCCCCUUUUGUCCUCAGUACAGUUCAAUAACUAACGGGAAAUAUCAGGAAUGGGAGGCCUGGCAACGGCACUCGCCCUAGCGAAAAAGGGAUUCACAUCAAUAGAUGUCUAUGAAACAGCUUCCAAUCUUGGUUUUGUGGGCGCAGGGAUUCAACUUGCGCCUAAUAUGGCGCGGAUCUUGGAUCGAUUGGGGGUUUGGGCGGAUAUUGAGAAGGAGGCUGUGGAGUUGAGGGAGACGAGUAUUAGACGUGAGAUUGCCUUUCUUACCUUGUUUUGAGAUACCUCGCUUUAUGCUUCUCUUUUGUUGCUAUUGUGAUAUUGGGCAAUGGUGUAUCAUUGAUAUUCGGGGAUGCUUGGGAGAAUUAAGAAGUCACGUUCUUCGAUUCUCUUGAGAUAGUUUGGAUGAUUCUCGGUUACUCUGAUUUAGUUCGUAACAUUUGAGAGAGACUGGAACGAACUGAGGGAAAGGAGAAGCUAGAGAUGACAAGGAACGAAAUUGAGAAAGUAUACUAACAAUCAUAACAGAAGGAGACUCAGACAAGGAACUCCAACACGUAGAACUAAACUACAUCCGCUCACUCUACGGCUACCCUCACAUGGUAGGCCACCGUUCCUCCCUCGCGGGCUCCCUCUACGCAGGCUGCCAACGCGAACCCGCCAUAAAAUUCCACUUCUCAACCAGCAUCGAAAGCAUCACAUCCUUCACCCCAACCCCCACACUGCUCAUCAAACCCCGCAACGGCACUCCCCAAACCAUAACCUGCGACAUCAUCCUCGGCGCCGACGGCAUCAAGAGCAACACCCGCGCCGCACUGCUUAGUGAGAUCAAAGGGAACGCGCAAAUCCUCGACACCGACCAAGCCGCCUACCGCAUAAUGCUCAAACGCUCGGAAAUCGAGCACGACCCCGAGCUCCUGGCUUUGAUUGAGAAUGAUGUAGUAACGCGCUGGAUCGGGGAAAGUAGACAUAUCAUCGCCUACCCGGUGUCCAACAAGACCAUCUACAACAUCUCGACCGCGCAGCCGGAUAAGAACUUUGCGGCGGCGCCGAGCGCUACGUACACGACCAAGGCGAGUAAGAAGGCUAUGAUGGACACCUUUGCUGAUUUCUGUCCGAAGAUCCAGAGGAUGCUGGAUUUGGUCCCCGAUGGGGAGGUGUGCGAGUGGAAACUUAGGGUUCAUUCCCCGCUUCCUACGUGGGUGUUGGGUUCUGUGGCUUUGGUUGGUGAUGCAUGUCAUCCGACGCUUCCUCAUCUCGCGCAGGGCGCUGCGCAAGCGAUUGAGGACGCUGCGGUACUAGCCGAGGUCCUGACAUUGUGUCCUAGUUCCAAGCCGGAGGAUAUCAAUAGGGCGUUGAAAGUGUAUGAGUUGUGUAGGAAGGAGAGAGCGGAGACGUUGGUUGAGAUGGCGGCGCAGAGUGGGAGGGAUUUACAUCUUGGUGCUGGGGCAGCGAAGGAGGAACGUGAUAAGAAGUUUCAGGCUUUGAAGGAGAAUGGUCAAGGUGUAACGUCGCCGGAUAAGUGGGCGGAUGCGGAUGUGCAGAAGAUGAUUUAUGGACAUGAUUGUAUGGAGGAUGCGACUGCGAACUUUGGAAAACUGUUUGCAAAGUUGUGAAAAUAGACGAUUGGACGAGCAUUGCUGUAAUAUUUUUUGGCACGGAAGGCAAUAUAAAUAAAACAAUCUCGC